Messenger RNA from Aspergillus melleus, 249 nucleotides. RefSeq names its product 40S ribosomal protein eS27 (gene rps27). The record is from RefSeq and is a predicted model, not a curated record. NCBI's taxonomy places the organism in Eukaryota, Fungi, Ascomycota, Eurotiomycetes, Eurotiales, Aspergillaceae. Gene Ontology annotation, molecular function: RNA binding; structural constituent of ribosome. Gene Ontology annotation, biological process: ribosomal small subunit assembly; translation. The transcript is spliced from 3 exons. Gene Ontology annotation, cellular component: cytosolic small ribosomal subunit; ribosome. Bases 1 to 249 code for a protein of 82 amino acids.
AUGGUUCUCGCGGUCGACCUUCUCAACCCUGCUCCUCAGGCUGAGGCCCGUAAGCACAAGCUUAAGACCCUUGUGCCUGCCCCUCGCUCGUUCUUCAUGGACGUCAAGUGCCCCGGCUGCUUCACCAUCACCACCGUCUUCUCGCACGCCCAGACCGUCGUCGUCUGCGCCGGCUGCUCGACCGUCCUCUGCCAGCCCACCGGUGGUAAGGCCAGACUCACCGAGGGAUGCUCUUUCCGGAGAAAGUAG